AUGGCAAUCGACUAUAGCAGCUUCAUUGAACUUGGUGAUCUUACAGACAAGAAUAUUGGUCAAUUAAAGUUACUAAAUACAUCUGUAUUACCAGUAUCAUAUGACGAUAAAUUCUAUCAAAAGAUUCUUGCUGCACCAUUCAUCACUAAACUUGCAUUUUACAAUGAUGUACUUGUAGGAGCUGUUUCAUGCAGAGUAGAUCCACCAGUCAAUGCUGGUGAACCACAAACCCUUUAUAUAAUGACAUUUUGCGUGUUGGCAGCCUACAGAAAGCUUGGUAUUGGAAAGAAACUCUUGGAGUUUGUCGAAACAACCUGUGCCAAGAACAACUAUUGCAAGGUAACCCUUCACGUACAAGUCAACAGCGAUGCCAUCGAUUUCUACAAGAAAUAUGAUUUCACCAUUGAAUCUACCAUUCAAAACUAUUACCGUAAUAUUGAACCUACCGAUUGCUACUUGAUGGCAAAGCUCAUACCAGUAGAUCCAUCUGCUGUCACCACCACUACCACCGCCACCAAUCCUGCCGCCAACAACAACAACAAGAAUAAAAAGUAA
Messenger RNA from Cavenderia fasciculata, 555 nucleotides. RefSeq names its product GCN5-related N-acetyltransferase (gene nat13). Gene Ontology annotation, biological process: mitotic sister chromatid cohesion. The coding region runs from base 1 to 555 and encodes 184 amino acids. Gene Ontology annotation, molecular function: acyltransferase activity, transferring groups other than amino-acyl groups. The record is from RefSeq and is a predicted model, not a curated record. NCBI's taxonomy places the organism in Eukaryota, Evosea, Eumycetozoa, Acytosteliales, Cavenderiaceae. Gene Ontology annotation, cellular component: NatA complex. The transcript is spliced from 2 exons.